Polyodon spathula (Mississippi paddlefish) is the source of this 1041-nucleotide messenger RNA. It is a transcript of the gene rab13, whose product is annotated as RAB13, member RAS oncogene family. The transcript has 8 exons. Gene Ontology annotation, molecular function: GTP binding; GTPase activity. The record is from RefSeq and is a predicted model, not a curated record. Bases 340 to 939 code for a protein of 199 amino acids. NCBI's taxonomy places the organism in Eukaryota, Metazoa, Chordata, Actinopteri, Acipenseriformes, Polyodontidae. Gene Ontology annotation, biological process: cellular response to insulin stimulus; regulation of exocytosis; Golgi vesicle fusion to target membrane. Gene Ontology annotation, cellular component: synaptic vesicle; endosome; plasma membrane.
CUGGUGUCGCGUUUCAUUUCUGCGUGAAUCGAGAUUGUGCGUCUCCUCUGUCUGUCUGUAAUUCAAGAGAGAAAGUUUCGCUUUUUUUUUGUUGUUGUCCUUUCUUCCAAAAACACUUUCUACCAGUCCUGAACGGAAGAGGAGGCGCAGAGGAACCAGAACAAAAACUUUUUUUUUAUUUUAAUUGUUUUGAUAACCGGCAGCUUCAAUGAGAUCAGGAACUGUUUUCAAGUCAAAAAACUUUUAAGUGAUAGAAAGAGAGAGAGAGAGGAGAGAGAGAGAAAGAGGGGGGGCGGCGAGUCAGGAUCGAAACCACUCCUAAAAAAUAAAAAAAAGAACAUGGCUAAGAAAUACGACUUUCUUUAUAAACUCCUUCUGAUCGGAGACAGCGGAGUUGGAAAGACGUGUCUUAUUAUCAGAUUCGCGGAAGAUAAUUUCAACACGACGUACAUUUCCACUAUCGGUAUUGAUUUCAAAGUGAAGACCGUCGAGGUGCAGGGGAAGAAGAUCAAGCUGCAAGUGUGGGAUACAGCUGGGCAGGAGAGAUUUAAAACCAUCACAACAGCGUAUUACCGGGGGGCCAUGGGGAUCAUCCUGGUCUAUGACAUCACGGACGAGAAAUCCUUCGAGAACAUUCAGAACUGGAUGAAGAGCAUCAAAGAGAAUGCCUCUGUGGGGGUGAACAAGAUGCUCCUGGGUAACAAGUGUGACAUCGAGAAUAAGAGGAAGGUCCCGCGGGAGACGGGGGAGAAGCUGGCGAAGGAUCACGGGAUACGGUUCUUCGAAACGAGCGCCAAGUCGAGCAUCAACGUGGAGGAGUCUUUUGUAGAACUGGCUCGAGACAUCCUGCUGAAAUCGGACAAGAAAUCGGGUGGCGGAGGUCGAGAGGUCAAGAUGAACUCGACUGAUAAGAACCCCUCCAAGUGUUCAUUAGUCUAACGAGGGAACACACCGGGAACAGCCGACAGCCCUGGGACUUAAAGCUUCGCUGCAGCCGCUCUCCGAAAAACCCAGCCCCCACCCCCCAACCCCCAAGUCAAA